Molecule: messenger RNA, 494 nt
Organism: Entrophospora candida
Lineage: Eukaryota; Fungi; Glomeromycota; Glomeromycetes; Entrophosporales; Entrophosporaceae
Source: the annotation of a GenBank genome assembly
CACCUUAUAAAGAUAAAGUGAGACGAGUCCAUACUGAUGGAUUUAUUCUAGAAGAGAAUCCUAUGAAACCGCCUCUUAUUGAGUGUUCAGAAGAUGCAUCGAAAACUUUGAAAACACUUAAAUUUGAAAAGGAAAAAUCAAUUUCUGAUCGCGUUUUAUCUGCACUUAGAGAUGUGUUGUAUUCAGCACGUAGCCAAGGGUAUGAACCAGAUAGUAAAUUUCUAAAAAGACAUAUUAAAUAUGUAAAAGAAAUUAAUUCCGCAUAUAGUAAAAAUGGAAAGGCCAGAGCUAUUGCAAAGCAUAUUGUCCCAAAUGAGGAUGAGUAUAAUAAAAAGAUUACUAGUUAUCCUGAUUAUUAUAAAGAUGAACUUCUUGCUAGUCUUAAGAAACUCCUUGAUCUAUUUCGUGAAAUAUCAUUAGCACCACCUCCAGCUCCAGUUAAAAAGGAAAAACGAAUCCCUACUAAAGAUGAAUUAAAUGAUUUUAUGGAUGAA